Alternaria atra is the source of this 969-nucleotide messenger RNA. RefSeq lists its product as uncharacterized. Bases 1 to 969 code for a protein of 322 amino acids. The transcript is spliced from 3 exons. The record is from RefSeq and is a predicted model, not a curated record. NCBI's taxonomy places the organism in Eukaryota, Fungi, Ascomycota, Dothideomycetes, Pleosporales, Pleosporaceae.
AUGCUACGCUUUCAAUGUUCGCAACUUGUCGUUGAGCGCCUGGACCCUCUCGUGAAUCCUAACAGCAUCCCAUCCCCACAUCUCCAUCAGAUCGUUGGCGGAAACUCUUUUACCGCUUUCAUGCCGCCAUCCACGCAUGACCUCGUCAACGCCUCUACAUGUACCAGCUGCACCUUUUCCGAAGACUUCUCAAACUACUGGACAGCAGUCCUAUAUUUCCGCGCACGCAAUGGCACAUACAAAAGAGUCCCGCAGUUCGUUAGUGAGGGGCUCAAGGGCGAGGGAGGCAUCACCGUAUACUAUACGCCGGACACAAAGAAUCAAACAGACGUUACAGCCUUCCGGCCCGGGUUCCGCAUGCUGGUCGGCGAUGCAACAGCAACAUCUCUCUCCUCUGCGCGCAAAGUAUGCUAUCGAUGCAUGCCAGCAACUGGCGAUCACAAUCACCUUAACUGCGCAGCUCCAGAUGCUCAGACGCUUCCUACAGGGUUCUGCCCUGGUGGUAUACGCUCUGUCAUCACCUUUCCAACUUGUUGGGAUGGCAUAAACCUGGAUUCUCCAGAUCACCAGAGCCAUGUGGCUUAUGCGAACGGCUCGCUGGAAACUGAUGUUGGCCCUACGGGGAAGUGCCCAGAAAGCCAUCCUGUCACUAUACCACAAGUCAUGUAUGAGGUUAUGUGGGACACAAGGAUCUUCAAUGAUGAGGAGUUGUGGCCUGAGGAUGGAACACAGCCGUUUGUGCUUAGUACUGGAGAUCAGCACGGCUUUUCGCAGCAUGGUGACUAUGUGUUUGGCUGGAAGGACGACUCGCUCCAACACGCUAUGAAUGCGCGCUGCACCGGUGAUGCUUGUUCAGUGCUGGCGAUGCAGACUACAGAGGAGGCGAUGAGAUGUACUAUACCACGGACUGUUGAUGAGAACAUUGAUGGAUGGUUGACCGAACUUCCGGGAGGCCUCAUGGGGAUGUGA